Molecule: messenger RNA, 3246 nt
Organism: Seriola aureovittata
Lineage: Eukaryota; Metazoa; Chordata; Actinopteri; Carangiformes; Carangidae
Gene: colgalt2b
Product: collagen beta(1-O)galactosyltransferase 2b
Exons: 13
Coding region: 325-2172 (615 amino acids)
Molecular function (GO): procollagen galactosyltransferase activity
Source: RefSeq, a predicted model, not a curated record
UUACAAUCAGCAGCCACUGUGCACAUCAGGAGCGUGAAAGGGUCCCUGUGGACCAGUGCUGGCAGCAAGGCUCUCCCACACAGAAAUGAAUGUGUGUUGGAGGCAGACGGAGAGAGAGAGAGAGGUGGGCGAGGUAAGAGCGAGAAAUUAAGACGAGGGAGUUGGAGAAGUGAGAAAGUGGGAGGGAGAGAGUGAGGAAGAGACGGAUGUUGCCCGUUAACCUCAGACAGGAAUAUGGGCUAGAAAAUGUUCUUUCCACCCUGACUCAGUCUCUGUACUCCGGGUCCAGCUCGGGAGAAUCGCGGCGGAAUCGUGGCAACGAAGAUGCGGGCGGUCGGGGCCGUGGGAGUCGGUGUGCUGUGGGCGCUGCUGGCCGCUCUGGUGCCCGGCGGCGCGUCGGAGCUGGCGACGCUGGUGCAGGAGCAGGUCAAACCCGAGUCCUCCCUCCUGAAGCCAAAGGUUAUGAUCGCCAUUGUGGCUCGCAACGCGGCACACAGCCUGCCAUACUACCUGGGCUGCAUCGAGAGGCUGGAGUAUCCGAAGGAGCGCAUAGCAAUCUGGGCGGCAACAGACCAUAAUAUGGACAACACCACUGCUAUGUUGAGAGAAUGGCUGAAGAGAGCCCAGAGUGUCUACCACUACGUGGAGUGGAGGCCCAUGGAGGAGCCAAGGUCUUAUACAGACGAGUGGGGUCCAAAGCACUGGCCUCCCUCUAGAUUCAACCAUGUGAUGAAGCUGAGACAGGCAGCGCUGAAGGCUGCCAGGGAACGAUGGGCUGACUACAUACUGUUUGUAGACAGUGACAACCUGUUGACGAACCCUCGUGUGCUGAACCUGAUGAUGGCUGAGAACAUGACCCUGGUGGCUCCCAUGUUAGAGUCUCGCUCUCUCUACUCAAACUUCUGGUGUGGCAUCACCCCACAGGGUUACUAUAAGCGAACCCCAGACUACCAGCCGAUCAGGGAGUGGAAGCGGCUCGGCUGCUUCCCUGUUCCCAUGGUGCACAGCACCUUCCUUUUAGACCUGCGUCGUGAGUCCAGCAGGGACCUGACUUUCUACCCCCCUCACCCAGAUUACAGCUGGGCAUUCGAUGACAUCAUGGUGUUUGCUUUCUCAGCACGUCAAGCGGGUGUGCAGAUGUAUGUGUGUAACAGAGAACACUACGGUUUCCUGCCUGUCCCUCUCAAGGCACAGCAAAAUGUGGAAGAUGAAAGCGAGAGUUUUAUACACACCAUCACAGAGGCUUUGAUCGACCACGACAUCGAGCCCUCUGAGCACCUGUACUCUUCGCCAUCACUGCAGGACAAGAUUGGCUUUGAUGAAAUUCUCCUGAUCAACCUGAAGCGCCGGCUGGACAGGAGAACCAGGAUGUUGAAAACAAUGUCCUCGCUGGGUCUACAUGCGACACUGACAGACGCAGUGGACGGCAAGGCUCUGAAUACGUCCCAGUUGCAGGCGCUGGGAAUAGAGAUGAUGCCGGGCUACAAGGAUCCUUACUCUGGUCGAGUCCUGACCAGAGGGGAGAUUGGUUGCUUCCUCAGCCAUCACUCUAUAUGGACACAGGUGAUAGAGCGUGGCCUCCAGAAGGUUCUUGUUUUAGAGGACGACGUGAGGUUUGAGCCCAGGUUUAAACGGCGGCUACAGGCCAUAAUGGAUGCCAUCAACAAGACCCAGCUGGACUGGGACCUCAUCUAUGUGGGACGUAAGCGUAUGCAGGUGCAGCAGCCGGAGCAGUCGGUGGAAGGUGUAAACAACCUGGUUGAGGCCGACUACUCCUACUGGACACUCGGCUAUGCACUGUCGCAGCAAGGAGCCAGGAAGUUAUUGGCUGCACAGCCGUUCACGAGGAUGCUGCCUGUUGAUGAGUUCCUGCCAGUCAUGUUCAACAAACACCCCAACACUGAUUACAUGUCUCACUUCGAGCCGCGGGACCUGAAGGCCUUCUCCGUCGAGCCGCUGCUCAUCUAUCCCACCCACUACACCGGAGAGCCGGGCUACAUCAGCGACACGGAGACCUCCACCAUCUGGGACGACGAAGCCGUGGCCACAGACUGGGACCGGCAGCAUGCCCGCAAGACGGCCCAGCAGGGUCGCAUCCGGCCUGUGGCCCAGAACAGCGUCACUGGAGACUCGCCGCCUCCUGCAGCUCGAGCAUCACGUGACGAACUCUGAUACAGAGACCAGAGACUCACAGAGAAAGACUCGUGUUGACGAAUAUACCAUGUACACACAGUGAAUGUCACGUGUACACUCACUUGAAAAGACACUUGAACUACAAGCCGAGAUACUGUACAUGCAUUUACACACAUACACAUCACACACACACACGCAUGCACACACACACACACACGCUGUUAUCCACAUGGAUAAAAGGAGAACUGAAAUGUCAAUCUAAUCUGCUGUGUGAUGAGAGGGCACUGAGGAGUGGAGGAAGAGGAAGAAGAGCAGAAUCUAGGACGGGGGCCAGCCGGCCUUUGACAAAAGCUUUAUUUAUUCCCCAUGUGCCUCCUCAUGUGGAGACAGUUAACGGCCUAAGAAAACUUAAGCAACACAUGGAAGACAGCUAACAUCAUUUGCAGGACAUGAAACUAAAAAAAACAUUCUCACAAAUCAAUUUUUCUAUUGUUUAAAAAGAUUAUUGUUAUUUAAAAAGAACAGAUGUGUUGUUUUUUUUUUCUAUGGACAGCCAAGGAAUAAAAGAAUCUUAACGCUGUCUGAAAAAACUCUGAAGUAUGUGCGUGUGAAACUGUGUAAAACUGUGUGUACCAGCAUGCACGCGGACACACAUACAUGCAUAUAAAUGAAGAACUGAGCGUGAAAGAGGGAGGCUGAUAGUGUCACGGCUUCAGAUGAUGUUAGACACGCACGCGCACACACACACACACACACACAUACACACACACACACACACACACACACACACACACACACACACACACACACACUGAGAGUACACCCCUUUCAUUCCAAGCAGCAGGGCAGUAAUGGAUGUUAUUAGGGCCCAGUGUUUCUGUCAUGGCAGAUAUCUCACUUGCACAGCAGGCUGGUCCUGCUACUAAGCAUUUCAGAACAGCAGAUAAUACAGUAGUACAUUACAUGUAGCCUGCAGGGUGUAUGACGUGCAGUUUCAUCCACUUCAGACCCCCGCUUUGUUAAAUAUGGAUUAUUGAAAUGUUCAUGUCCUCAACAUAGGCUGUUCCUCGUUCAGUUAUGGUGCUGGACUGAACCAAUAAAACAACUUCUCUA